UGCCUCUAGGGUGAGAAGUCGCUGUCUAUUGCUACCAUUCUGCCUCGUUCACUCGUGGUAGAGCCGUCCGGAUCUUUUGUUGGGAGGAUAAUCACUCCUUUUUUUUCUCCCCUGAUCAUCUCCGAGCGGACCAUCAACCUUCGCAGCAUCCAUUCCAUUGAUCGUCGCGAUUCUUGUCGGUGAAUAUGUCUUACUACGAACCUCAAGGUUGGCAGGCGCCCGCUGCGCGCCAGGUAUCUUGGGAGCAACCUGCUCCCCCAUCUCGUUCGGGAUCGAGCUCUGUCUCUCAACGCGACGAAGUUCCUGCUUUUUCCUCUCAGUUUGACGAGGUGGAUCGUGCUAUUGACAACCUUGUCAAGAGCGGAAAACUGUGGUCUGCUCCUCGGAGGGACUCGAUGCCCAUGAUGAUGGGCCGCCCGUUUCCCGACUAUGAUCCCCGUGUGUCCAAUACCAUGUCCCAGCGUCACCACUCGAUUAGCGACUUCGACGGAGCCAGGAUGCACCCGAACCCCAACCUUCAGGGGUUCUAUGCCUCCCAACGUUUUCAGGGACGCCCAAAUGAAGUAGAGCACAUGAUGCAAGCAAAGCGUCGGAUGGCGGCACAGCGUGAAAGGGAGCUCCGCAACUAUCACCAGGAGCAACAGUACAACCGAAGCCUGCUUGCCGAAAUGUCUGGAAACAAGUCCGAUCGUUCGCUCAGUCCGGCCGCCAUGAGCGAAGAAAGCCGUCGAGAACUCCUAGCUCGCCAACAUAGGGCUUUGUACGGCAACGAAAGCCCCGCCUUCUUCCCUCCUGGCAGCUUUGCGGAUGACAACCCACGAUCUGAGAGCCACGGUGGCGGUACCCCAACAUCUGCCACUGGUGUCCGUGGCCCGUCCCCGCGUGGUGUUGAUCCUUUCGGGAUGGCCCAGACCCCGGUCCAAGGUAGUACUGAUAACGUUGCUCAAGCUGGCGCGUCUCUUCAAUCCCCUUCUCGCGCGACCAGUACGUCUUCGCCUAGCUCGGGCAUUAACCCUGUCUUCGGCAAGUAUGACAACGCCGAGCAACCGAUGACCUCGACCUCGUCCCCCGGAAGAUCCGACUCGCCCUCCGCGAGGCAGGCGCAUUCGAAGCCAGCCAGCGGUCCCAUUGGCUCCGUGGGCCCUAUCGGUUCUCGCCCGGUCCAGCCAGCGGGUCAAGUUCAGGCUGCCAACCCGGCUCUGAACAAACGCUCCACGACACCCCUGCCAUCUCCUCUUGGUUUCGGCUUCACACCAGGUGACGCAGGCGCAACCAAUGAUCGUUCGGCCUCGUCGGCCUCGAACCCUUCCACCUCCGCUUCUGCCGGAACUCCCGGUGUGAAAGAGUCUAGCGGUGGUGUGGCACUUGGCUGGGGUAAUGGCGGCGGCGUUUGGGGAUCGAAGAACGGACUGGGCGUCCAAGCCUCCGUCUGGGGUUGA
Messenger RNA from Aspergillus nomiae NRRL 13137, 1439 nucleotides. RefSeq lists its product as uncharacterized. NCBI's taxonomy places the organism in Eukaryota, Fungi, Ascomycota, Eurotiomycetes, Eurotiales, Aspergillaceae. The record is from RefSeq and is a predicted model, not a curated record. The transcript has 6 exons. The annotation marks the transcript as partial.